AUGGCAUGCUGGGAGGGCGUGACUCUCAACAUGUCCUUCGCUUUGUACGCCGGUGGUCCCCAGAUCAUGGUAGGGGGCAUGCUCAUAGCCUGGAUCGGAGCCAUGACACAGGCAGCAUCGCUUGCGGAGAUGGCGUCAAUUCAACCCAUUGCUGGAGCGCAGUAUCACUGGACCUGGGCCUUCGCACCAGCCAAACCAAGACGAUUCCUAACCUGGCUUCAAGGCUACGUGACUUGGUUCGCGUACCUAUCAGUGAUGUGCAGCAUCGCUCAACUCACAUCUUCGAUUUUUCUCAGCCUGGCAUCAUUCAUGCACCCAACCUACGAACCUCAAUCAUGGCACUUGGUCCUAGUCAUCUACCUCUUGCUCCUGUGGCAAGCACUCAUAAACAUCUUCGCCUUCAAAUGGGUCCCGCUGAUCGAAAUGAUAUGCACGGUCCUACAGAUCGCACUUUUCAUAGUAUACGUCUGCGUCUUCGCAGCAAUGGGGGAGAAGCACAGCGCCAGCUACGUCUGGACCUUCUUCCACACAUCCAAUGGCUGGGGCAACGACUUCGUGUCCUGGAACGUGGGACUCUUGUCUUGUGUCUGGCUAUGUAAGUUACACAACCUUAGGGCUUUCAAUCCUUGGCUUGGGGCUAAUAUCGCAAUCGCAGUCAUUGGUUUCGAUUCCGUGAUACACAUGAGCGAAGAAACCCGACAGUCCCGGCAAACGGUGCCCAAAGCCAUGUUCUGGUCCAUAGCGGCGAAUGGGUUGCUGGCUUUCGCUAUGGCGGUAGUGAUCAUGUUCGUGUCCGGGUCGCUGGAUGAUCUAGUUGCCUCGGACUUGCCGAUUCUCGUCAUCUUACAGAAGAUCACGGGCUCUGCCAAUGCCACGGUCGCGCUUAUUGCGAUUACAGCGCCAAUCUAUGUUAAUGCUGGAAUGGCUGGCACGGGUACCGUUUCUCGUCUGACUUGGGCCUGGGCGCGAGAUGGCGGAUUACAUCCAUGGUUCGCGAAAAUCAGCCCGACUUUGGGAGUCCCGAUUCAAGCUGUUGUGCUUCCCACUGUCGUGGUUAUGUUGCUUGCCCUAUUGAACCUCGGCCCUUCUGCUGCGUUCGGCGCGAUCGUUGCUUUGUCUUCCAUGGCCAUGUACUUUUCGUACUUUGUGGCCAUCGCGUGUUUCGUGUGGGCGAGGUUCCAGAGGGGUGCUGAACUGAAGAUGGGGUCAUGGGAUUUGGGUCGUGCUGGAAUUUGGGUAAAUGCAUAUGCCCUCCUGUACACCGCCUGGGUCUUCGUCUUCCUUCCCUGGCCAAAUACCUUACCUGUCUCUGCUUCGAAUCUAAAUUACGCAGGCCCAAUAUUCCUCGGCUGUGUCGGCUUCGCAUGUGUCACAUGGUUCGCAUGGGCAAGAAAGAAUUGGCCAGGCCUGCGCGAGGAGAUCAUCGAGUUCGUUCUGGCGGCCGAGAAAGAUGACUAG
Pseudocercospora fijiensis CIRAD86 is the source of this 1458-nucleotide messenger RNA. RefSeq lists its product as uncharacterized. NCBI's taxonomy places the organism in Eukaryota, Fungi, Ascomycota, Dothideomycetes, Mycosphaerellales, Mycosphaerellaceae. Gene Ontology annotation, molecular function: transmembrane transporter activity. The transcript has 4 exons. The record is from RefSeq and is a predicted model, not a curated record. The coding region runs from base 1 to 1458 and encodes 485 amino acids. Gene Ontology annotation, cellular component: membrane. Gene Ontology annotation, biological process: transmembrane transport.